Messenger RNA from Tetrahymena thermophila SB210, 354 nucleotides. RefSeq lists its product as hypothetical. NCBI's taxonomy places the organism in Eukaryota, Ciliophora, Oligohymenophorea, Hymenostomatida, Tetrahymenidae. The record is from RefSeq and is a predicted model, not a curated record. The transcript has a single exon.
AUGUGGAUUAUUAAAACAAACUAACUUAUGAUUAAUUAAUUUGAGUACUUUUAACAGUAAUAAAAUAAACGACUUUUUCUCUAAAUUGAUUUAAUUUUAGUAAAAGAAUCACAUUAAUUUGAGAGAUUAUUAUUUGAAUGUAUUUUCAUUGUAUUUAUCAAUAAAUUUGAUUUUUUUGGAGAUGAAAAGUAAAGCAUAAAUAAGUAAUAUACAUGCCUAAAAAUGAAACAAAUAAAUUUGCUUCUAAAAGUAUACAAAAAUAGAAUAUAAAAAUAACAAGUAUAAAUUGGUAUUGCUUGCUUGUUUGUUUGCAUGGAAAUUUAAAAUAAAUAGAGAAAGGGAAUUAUUAGGUGA